This is a messenger RNA of Python bivittatus (Burmese python), 631 nucleotides long. RefSeq names its product protein NKG7-like. Gene Ontology annotation, cellular component: plasma membrane. NCBI's taxonomy places the organism in Eukaryota, Metazoa, Chordata, Lepidosauria, Squamata, Pythonidae. The record is from RefSeq and is a predicted model, not a curated record.
AUGGCAGAAAGAGAAGCCACAUCCACCGCAGUUUCUUUAACAAGCGUCACCAGUUUAGAGACACACUUGUCUUUCUUGACCCAUCCUCUGAAGAUCAGCAGUGGACUUUGCUCAGCUGGCAGUCUACUGUUGGAAUAUAUGUCCUUGACUACCUCCUACUGGGUAUUGGAGACAACUCACAGAGGCAUGGUUCAUAGUGGUCUCUGGAAGAUCUGCUUAGAUCCAAAAUGCCACCUGUAUCAGUUCAAUCUCUUAGCUUUGCACAUCCAUGUUACCCGUGCCUUCCUGCUGACAGCGCUCUUCUGUGGCCUCACAGGAUUGCUCUUCAUUUGCAUUUCUUUUGAACGUCAUAAGCUCUACGAGGUAUCGGUGAUAAAAGCAGCUGCCGUCUUCAGCUUCAGUGCAGGUUUCCUCAUCCUGGUUGCCAUGUCUCUAUUCACAGCCAUUCUUAGGAGUUCCCCAGGGUACGCCCAACAUUUACUAGUAUUUGGCUCAUCCUUCAGCUUGGGCUGGGCCUCCGUUCUUAUGUACAUCAUCACCGGUAUGCUACUUUUGCUGACUGACAAAACCAUCAUUUCUUAAGUCUAGGCAUCUACCCUUCCACUGGGACUUUUUAAAAAGUCACCCAUAG